UAAUUCAGGAAUAAUACGUUAUUACCUUGGCCGAUUACAAUUUAUAAAUAGCUGGUUCUUUUUUUAAAGAUAUUUUUAAGCGGGAAAUUAUACGUAUCGUCAGUAGUAAUUAUUACAUACUUUCUUUUGUUUUAUCAACUUUUCCUCAAUAUUUUAACUUGUACAAAAUAACUCAUUCUUAGUCCUAAUACCGGAAUAGUAUUGACUGAUUAAUAAUGUCAACUCUUAAAAAGUCUGCGAAAUCCAAGUUCAUAUCAGAAGACUUGAGUGAUUUUAUAAAUGAGUCUCAAUUUUUAAACGAUUCACCAAAAACCAAGAAGCAGCAAAAAAGGCAACGAAAUGAAACUGCUGAAAAAGAUAAUACUAACUUAAGUCUUCAUGCGAGUGUCAUUAAAAAGAAAAAAAUUAAUGAAGGUGUUGAAGCAUGUGGAGAGUCACGACAAAAAAUACUAAAUGUAAUGAGUCAACAAUUAGAAGCAAGAAAACAAAUUAAUGAAAAUUUAUUAAAAAGUUUGUCAGAAGUUCUUACUCACUUUGAGACAGACUAUAAUGCCUUGAAAGAAAAUGAGCAGAAGAUAGAACAUCUUACUGGGUCAUUUAUGAAAUGUAUACAACAAGCCACUGCUGCUCAUAAGCAAAAACUAAGAGCCUUUAAAGAAAUCCAUUCCACUUUUAAAAAAGAAUGCGAAGAAAUGGAAGCAGAACAAAAAGCAGAAGUGGAUAAACUAGGAGAUGAAUUAGAAGAGGAUAUUAAUAAGUUGAAACAAAAAUUAAUAUCAGAAACCAAGCGUAGCGGAUGGGAAACUUUACGAAGAUCUUUCCUGCAAGCUAUGCAGAAUGAUUUUUAAAGUUUCUCUUGAUAAAAUUUUAUUAAUUAUAAGAAUAAAUUACUGUAAAUUGAAAUGAAUUUCAAUUGAAACAUACAAACUCAAUUCUCUAUACCUAAUUAAAUAAAUAAAAAAAAAACAUUAAGAACUGCAAAGAUGUUGUUUAAUAUUUCAAAAAUGGAAUGGAAUUUUCAUUUCCACCUUGGUCGUGAUGGCACGGUUUAUGGCACAUUUUCAGUAAUAAGUUGGGUAUUUCUUGCAGUGUUGUUGUCUGUGAUCAGAGGUGAACACUUUUCAUUCACCAUUUUUCCUAAUGAAUAACAUAAAAAAAAAACAAUCAAUCAAAACAUCAUCUUCAACAAGGUCUUGUUAAUAUUUGAAUUUGCAGUAUAAAAUAUUGUUUUCAAUUGAUGUGCAGGGGACGGAAUUACCUUGCUCACACUGGACACUGCUAGUAGUGAAUAAAAAUAAAACAGAAUGCACUCGAAGGACUAUCU
Vanessa atalanta (red admiral) is the source of this 1324-nucleotide messenger RNA. RefSeq lists its product as uncharacterized. The coding region runs from base 216 to 848 and encodes 210 amino acids. Gene Ontology annotation, cellular component: synaptonemal complex. Gene Ontology annotation, biological process: spermatid development; meiotic cell cycle. The record is from RefSeq and is a predicted model, not a curated record. The transcript is spliced from 4 exons. NCBI's taxonomy places the organism in Eukaryota, Metazoa, Arthropoda, Insecta, Lepidoptera, Nymphalidae.